This is a messenger RNA of Chara braunii, 669 nucleotides long. Lineage: Eukaryota; Viridiplantae; Streptophyta; Charophyceae; Charales; Characeae. The record is from the annotation of a GenBank genome assembly.
ACAGUGAUGACAACAAAAGUUCAAGUGGCUCUGCCCCCAUCAGCGACCAGACUUCCCCUCCCAACAGGUCUCUUCAAUGGCUCCGCUCAACGAAAUUCUCUGGGGGGCAAGAGACGGGAGCGCUGCAUGAGGAUCGGCGGACUCCAGACAAAGCUCUUUCACCCCCCUGAUCGCCAAGAUGCCUGAGAGAACAAGACUGAAAAGAGGCAUGAUGUGGAGAUCAUGGGACACAGUGACUGCAAUUCCGUACAGUGUAUUGUCAGGUCUCGAAAUCCCGGCGGAGCUGCCAGCAGCCUUGCUGGCUGACAUCCUCAGAGCUGGCACACUGAACGGGGAGGCAGACCUGGAAACCAGAGCUUAUGCCAUGGAUCUGGACUGCUUCUACAGGGAUGACUUCCAGGAGGAGGACAUGGAGGACUGGGCUCGUGAUGAGCGCACAGACCAGGACCCCCUGGGCUCCCCGGGAAACCAUGACAGUGGCAGCAUAGGAGAAUACAUGAUCAAUGAUCUGGGGGUGAAAACCAAAGUGGACCCACCCGUGACAGGUCCGAACACCGCAAUCUCCACGGAUCCAGGUGCCUCCUGAACGACAAUUUGUCUGCCCCUAAAAUUAUAGGUCCCCAGUAUGGAGGGGUUUAGGAAUAAAGCAAAUCAACAGGCCACCAAACC